CUCUCUCUCCACAAACGGCGAUAAGGUGUCGUCGUUUUCCCUCUUGCGCCGCCGCCUCUCACGGCGUGAGGCGCCUCGUCCCCCUCUUCUUUUAGGUCCUCCUCUCCUUAUGAGGAAGAAAACGAAAUCUAAGAAACCCUCUCCAUUGAGGAGAUCCGGUGCUUCUGUCUCGGGUCACCCGCUUUCUCCGCCUCCAUCGAUCGUCUCCGCCGGCGCUGUGUGUUCUGAAGCCCCCGCGUCGCCGGUUUCUUCAGCUCCCACGCAAUCUAUUGCCCAAUUGACUGUCUCAGUGACGGACUUGGCCAAUCAAAUCCCAGAUCUGAAAACCUCAUCGGGUACAUCAGACCUAACAGCAAAUGGCGCCUCUGAUACUGCUAAUGGUUUAGCUCCUUCAGGGCCGUCGACAUUGUCAGAAGAGCCGGCUGUUGCCGAGGUUACAACUCCUCUGCCUCCGAUUGUCAAGGACUCUGCGAAGCCAGAAGCCUCCAAGCACAUUCCUGAUGCGCCAAACCCUGUAAAGCAAGAUUUGUGGGUGAGCCUCGUCAAGGGUACUGCAAAACAACUCAAAAAACAGAGCUCAGGUUUCACUCUCCCGUCGGGAGAAUCGUGUGUGAAGAUACCUAAUUCUGUGAUUGAGAAAAACAGGAAGUCAUGGGAAUGCUUUGUUCUUGGUCAAUUUUACUCCGAUCCUCCAGCCCAAGGAACCAUCCAUAAUAUCGUAAAUGGGAUUUGGAGUAAGAGCUAUAGAGAUAUCUCUGUCUCCAAGAUGGAAGGUAAUGCAUUUAUUUUUAGAAUUCCGAAUGCUGCUACGAGGGCAAGAGUUAUUAAUCAAAUGCUUUGGCAAAUUGAGGGUCAAACAAUGUUCGUCGCAAAUUGGGAGCCCGGUGUGGUCCCUAUGAAGCCCCAGCUCACAUCGGCGCCUAUCUGGCUUGAGUUAAGACAUGUUCCUCUCCAAUUCUUCAACGACGAGGGUCUCGAGAGUAUCGCUAGUUUGGUCGGAGAUCCCAAAUGUUUGCAUCCGGCAACUGCGAACAAGACCAACCUAGAGGUGGCUAAGGUCUUCACUAUCAUUGACCCGAGGAAGCCUCUUCCAGAGGUUGUAAAUGUUCAGUUUGCUUCAGGGGAGAUUAGAAGAAUUUUAGUCUCCAGCCCAUGGAUGCCCCCAGUGUGUGAGCAUUGCAAGGAGGUUGGACACAGCCGCAAACGCUGCAAAUUGGCACCAGUAACGUGCAAACCUUGUAACUCUUCUGCUCACCUUGAGAGCUGCUGUCCUAGAAAAGGGAAUGCUCCUCCGAGAAAGCGGUACCAGGCCAAGCCCAUCUUUAAGGAUCAAGCUGUUGUGAAGAGGCCAGGCAAAGAGGUACAACAGCAAAUGGUCUAUGUACCUAAGUCUGUGCAGCCUGCUUCUCGAUUGCAGGUAAUAGCAAAAGAGGGUGAUCAAGCUGUUCUUGAGAUAGGAUCUGGCUCAGGUAAGGCGUUACACACACAUGGUUCAGAUCAAUCUCCAUCAGAGGGUAAAUCUUCGGUAGCUGAAGAAGACUCAUCUGAUAUUUUGUCAACAGAAUCGGAAGAGACUGAUAGUCUAGAGGAAACUGCCAGUCUAGAGGAUGACUAUUCUGGUUUUGAAGAAGUGUUGUCUAAGCGACAACGGAAACUUAACAGAGGCAAGGGCCUCAAAAACACAUAACUAUGUGUACACAAAUUU
This is a messenger RNA of Arabidopsis lyrata subsp. lyrata, 1705 nucleotides long. RefSeq lists its product as uncharacterized. Bases 110 to 1687 code for a protein of 525 amino acids. Lineage: Eukaryota; Viridiplantae; Streptophyta; Magnoliopsida; Brassicales; Brassicaceae. The transcript has a single exon. The record is from RefSeq and is a predicted model, not a curated record.